Messenger RNA from Colius striatus (speckled mousebird), 1548 nucleotides. It is a transcript of the gene KCNA10, whose product is annotated as potassium voltage-gated channel subfamily A member 10. Gene Ontology annotation, molecular function: protein binding; delayed rectifier potassium channel activity. Gene Ontology annotation, cellular component: membrane; voltage-gated potassium channel complex. Lineage: Eukaryota; Metazoa; Chordata; Aves; Coliiformes; Coliidae. The transcript has a single exon. Bases 1 to 1548 code for a protein of 515 amino acids. Gene Ontology annotation, biological process: potassium ion transmembrane transport; protein homooligomerization. The record is from RefSeq and is a predicted model, not a curated record.
AUGGACACGUCCAGUUGGAAGGAGAUGGAGGUGGCACUGGUCAGUUUUGACAACGCUGAUCAGAUCGUGGAGGAUCCCUGUUAUUCAAACGACCUCAGCCCCGCCAGCCAGGCACGGAAGGGCCACCCCAGCUGCGCCAACCUCCUCUCCAACCUGAGGAUCCUCAUCAACAGCGACAACGCCAACAAUGAGACCAUCUUCUCCAGGUUCUCCGCCGAGUUCAGCGAGCACCUGCUGGGGGAGAGGGUGGGGAUGGACGAGGGGGACCAGCGCGUCAUCAUCAACAUCGCUGGGCUGAGGUUCGAGACGCGGCUCAAGACCCUGGACCAGUUCCCCGAGACCUUGCUGGGGGACCCCGAGAAGAGGAUGCGGUACUUCGACUCCAUGAGGAACGAGUACUUCUUUGACAGGAACAGGCCCAGCUUCGACGGGAUCUUGUACUAUUACCAGUCUGGGGGGAAGAUACGGCGCCCGGCCAACGUCCCCAUCGACGUCUUCGCCGACGAAAUCACCUUCUACGAGCUGGGCGACGAAGCCAUGGACCAGUUCAGGGAGGACGAAGGGUUCAUCAAGGACCCCGAGACCCUCUUGCCCACCAAUGACUUUCACAGGCAGUUCUGGCUGCUCUUCGAGUACCCCGAGAGCUCCAGCGCAGCCAGGGGCGUGGCUCUGGUCUCCGUCCUGGUCAUCGUCAUUUCCAUCAUCAUCUUCUGCAUGGAGACUUUGCCGGAGUUCAGGGAGGAGAGGGAGUUUAAAUCCCCCCAGGAGCUUUCUAAGAACCUGACAGACAGCUCUCUGGCCCACAGCACCUUCACAGACCCUUUCUUCGUCAUAGAGACCGCCUGCAUCGUCUGGUUCUCCUUCGAGCUCUUCGUGCGCUUCGUCGUGUGCCCCAGCAAGGCCGAGUUCUUCAGGAACAUCAUGAACAUCAUCGACGUUGUGUCCAUCAUCCCCUACUUCGUGACGCUCACCACCGAGCUGAUCCAGCAGAGCGAGCUCAACGGGCAGCAGAACAUGUCCUUGGCCAUCCUCCGGAUCAUCCGGCUCGUCAGGGUCUUCCGUAUCUUCAAGCUGUCCCGGCACUCCAAGGGGCUGCAGAUCCUGGGGCAGACCCUCAAGGCCAGCAUGCGGGAGCUGGGCUUGCUCAUCUUCUUCCUCUUCAUCGGCGUCAUCCUCUUCUCCAGCGCCGUCUACUUCGCCGAGGUGGACGAGCCUCAGUCCCACUUCUCCAGCAUCCCCGACGGCUUCUGGUGGGCCGUGGUCACCAUGACCACCGUGGGCUACGGCGACAUGUGUCCCACCACGCUGGGGGGCAAGAUCGUGGGCACGCUGUGCGCCAUCGCGGGCGUGCUGACCAUCGCUCUGCCCGUGCCCGUCAUCGUCUCCAACUUCAACUACUUCUACCACCGCGAGACGGAGAACGAGGAGAAGCAGCUGCUGCCGGGGGAGGUGGAGCGGCUCCUGAGCAGCGCCGUGACGGGCGCCGGCAGCCUGGAGUCGCUCAACAAGACCAACGGGGGUUACCCGCGGGACAAGGCCAAGAAGUGA